AUAACAGUUACACGUGAUCAGAAUCUCUCUUGGUGUGGCCAACGCGCAUCGCCGUUGUCCCAAGCGUCGAACACAUUUCAACCCACCUGCCUCCUCUUUGAAAUCCCUUCAUCUACGCAGAAUAAGCUACCGCCAUGGAUACCGGUGAUGACAUUGCGCCGAUUGCCAUCCUCAUGGAUGAGCUCCGUUCUGAAGACGUCCAGCUCCGUUUGAACGCCAUUCACAGUAUACCAACAAUUGCACUGGCUCUCGGCUCCGAUCGUGCACGCGACGAGCUCGUGCCGUUCCUUCAAGAAUCGGUUGAUGACGAGGACGAAGUUCUUCUCGCCUUGGCGGAGGAGCUGGGCCGCAAUUUCGAGCAGUACAUUGGCGGGAAGGAAUACGCGCAUAUUUUGCUCACUCCUUUGGAGAAUCUGUCUGCUGUGGAAGAGACAUUGGUGCGGGAUAAGGCCGCCGAAUCCAUCACGAAAGUAGCCAGUGUGCUUUCUCAGGCUCAAGUGGAGGAAUUCUAUAUUCCUCUCCUGAAGCGAUUGUCCCAAGGAGAAUGGUUCACAUCGAGGACCUCUUCUGCCGCCUUGUACGCUGCUGUGUACGCCAAGGUCUCUCCCCCCAUUCAAGACGACUUGAGAACAGCCUAUAUGGCUUUGGCCUCGGAUGACACUCCCAUGGUGCGGAGGGCGGCUGCGAAAUGGCUUGGGCAACUUGUCGCCGAAUUCUCCCCUGAACACGUUCUCAUAGACGGACUUGCCAUCUACCGUAGACUCCAGAAUGACGAUCAAGAUUCCGUUCGGUUGCUCACCGUCGAGGAUUGCAUUGCAUUGGCGAAGAGGAUGUCUCCGGCUGACGUCAAAGAGCAAUUGGCCAAGUCUGUGCGCACGAAUUCGACUGAUAAAAGCUGGCGUGUUAGAUACAUGGCUGCCAAUCACUUCAACGAGAUGGCUGAUGCCGUCGGUGCCGAGCUAGUGCGAGAAGAACUCACUCCGCAAUACGUUCAACUACUCAAAGACAACGAAGCCGAGGUCAGGACUGCUGCAGCGGGACAGAUUCCGGGCUUUUCCAAGCUGAUAGAGAAAGAUGUGAUCCUGGCCCGGAUUGUUCCCUGUGUUCGAGAUCUCUCUCAGGACACUUCGCAGCAUGUUCGCGCCGCUCUGGCCACUCAAAUCAGUGGCCUGGCUCCUCUGCUUGGAAAGGAGUCCACCAUCGAGCACCUUCUUCCGCUUUUCCUCCACCUUCUCAAAGACGAUUUCCCCGAAGUGCGACUGAAUAUCAUCAGUAAAUUGGAGACCGUCAACAACGUGAUCGGGAUCGAACUGUUGUCUGAAACCUUACUGCCUGCGAUUGUCGAGCUCGCCGAAGACAAGUCAUGGCGAGUUCGCCAAGCAAUCAUUGAAUACAUACCCUUGUUGGCCACCCAGCUCGGAAAACCCUUCUUUGACGAACAGCUUGGCAAUCUUUGCAUGUCCUGGUUGGGCGACACAGUUUUCAGUAUUCGGGAAGCGGCCAAUAUGAACUUGAAGAAAUUGACCGAGGUCUUCGGCGUGGACUGGGCCAGAGUCCAGAUCGUCCCGAAGGUGAUGGGGAUGGGACAGCACCCCAACUAUCUGUUCAGGAUGACCACGGUCCAGGCAAUCACGACGAUCACGCCUUCUCUGAACCUUGAAAUCGUUCAAAGCGACAUAAUCGAUUCUCUCGUUUCCCUCGCCUCUGAUCCCAUUCCCAACAUUCGGUUCAACGUCUCCAAGUGCCUGGAGACGCUCGCAUUGACCUUUGGCCCGACCCCCGGCGGCAGUGAUUUUGUGCGCGCGAGGAUCGUGCCUGUGCUUGAGCAUCAGAAAAACGACUCGGACGCAGAUGUUCGAUAUUUCGCAGCCCGAGCGCUGCAAAAGGCGAUUGCGGCAUAGUGAGAUCAUGAGAUACAAACCCAAUGUUGUACACACAGUUUCAACUUUAAUGAAUAAUUCUCUUCUUUCAUGCCCGAUUCUGCGGUCCGCCGUCCGAGGAGCAUCAAUUUCGGAAGCUGAAAAAGAUCGGACAAGCAUGCUGCUGGCUGAUGGUGACAAGAACGAUGAAACCGUCGCACAUCUCCAUCGCUGUCGACACCUCGAUGGUAGAUGUUCUCCUGAUGAAUGUACCAGCCUUGGGUAAACGUCCGCCCGCCACACGUAAGUGACUGAUUCGUAAGUGAUGCAUGCACACCCUUAUGUUCAAAUUGUUCCCAUGCCAAAUCUGCCGUGGGCCGUAAAACAAAACGCGGACAGAAGCCCGGGGAUAUCAAUCAGGAAUGUAUAUAUAGACACGGCAUGCGUCGGUGGGAUUGUUCAUCUUUCCCUUGUUCCUUUGAAACUCUCAGUCGCUCGUUCGCCCACCCUCUUUACUAGAAAUGACUGUCCUCACCCGCCUCGGUGCUGCUUUGCUCGUUCUUGCUACUGCUUUGCCCUUGGUGGCUUCGAAUUUCUCGGGCGGCUCGAGCUGCCAAAGUAGCGAAUUCUGGUAUGAGCCCAAAGGAUGCUGUUUGCCUCACGGAGGGCCUCCGUCUCCGCCAUCUCCCCCCAAGGGCCACGACUGCCCUCCCUCGACCUGGUACUGGGCCACGAACCUGGGCUGCUGUGCCCCCAAGCACCCGACUCCCCCGAGCAGCCCUCCGCCUCAGUGCAAAAACGAAUGGUCGUGGUCCUCGGGCUCUCACAUGUGUAUGCCAAGCAGCCCAGUUUCGCCGCCUUCUUCGCAUCCUUCGGGUGGUUAUGGCGGUGGUCACUGGAAGCGUCACAACCACAAGCGUGCUGCACCUCGCUGCCCUCGCGGGCUGGACGCUUGCCCAAUCACUGGUAUGAGCGCCACCGACUAUGAGUGUCUCGACACCGCCGCCGAACUUGAAUCAUGCGGUGGAUGUGCUUCCCUCGGACAAGGACAAGAUUGUACUGCUAUCCCUGGAGCUUGGAAUGUCGGGUGUGAGCGGGGUCAAUGCGCCGUCCACUCUUGCAGCUUCGGCUACAAACUGUCCAAGGACGGACGCACCUGCGACAAGCUUUGAUCUCCACAUACCUCUUGAUUUUUCCAUCAGUCUCCCACGUUUGUUAUCUUCCACGUUUUGUUAGCUCCUAGCACCCUUCCUCACCCUUCCUGGGUAUCUCGUUCUUUCUUGUCACACUCGCUGAACUCUUGGACUGGUAUAUAUCUUCUCGGAAUAGAUUGGACUCCCAUACCUGUUAUUGUGUCUCGUAUUUGCUCCUAAUGCACUAGGUUCAUAUGCGCGAGAGAGCGGAAGAUGACCAGUCAUGGAUUACAAGUCUUCGUCGACAUCGACGGGUAAACGCAAGCAGAUCAACUUCGAGUUGAUUGCCUGUUAGCACCUGCGCUUGGACGCG
Molecule: messenger RNA, 3365 nt
Organism: Mycena citricolor
Lineage: Eukaryota; Fungi; Basidiomycota; Agaricomycetes; Agaricales; Mycenaceae
Source: the annotation of a GenBank genome assembly